AUGUCAAAGUCCCUCCGACUUCUCCACUACGAGAUUACAUCAGAGGAGGCGACAAACGGGCUUCUUCCUGUCGCGGGAUCAUACUACACCUAUCUCAUUUCAUCCCUAAUGUCCCGCGCCCUACCUGCAUUACGGGAUCUAUACGUCCGAGAUGCACAGUUCCCCGAUACCCUUCUCCUCGCGCCACCACCAAGACUAUUCGGAGGUGGUGAGAAUGGCCCACAAUUUGCGGGCGGUGGUCUAACACAGCCACUCAAUGUCUACAGCAAAGGCCUGGACGAGCUUGAGUGGAACUUUACACCGUACGACCCCGAUCCCGCACUGGGACGCAGUGGUGUAAGGACACGACCGGUGAGCUUCCAAGAAGCACAGCUAAGUCGAUCUUGGGGUGGCGAUGCUCGGAAGAGUGUGCUUGUAGGCAACGGUUUUGGCGGGUUCCUGGCUGUUCCUGCAGAGGAUGGGGAACGUCCACAGAGCAGCAGUGGCUACAAACGGUCGAGUCGACAAGAUCUGUGGCGAUAA
Messenger RNA from Penicillium subrubescens, 522 nucleotides. Its product is annotated as F-box domain protein. The record is from RefSeq and is a predicted model, not a curated record. The transcript has a single exon. NCBI's taxonomy places the organism in Eukaryota, Fungi, Ascomycota, Eurotiomycetes, Eurotiales, Aspergillaceae. Bases 1 to 522 code for a protein of 173 amino acids.